AUGAACCCCAGACUUCCCUACGUUCUCCUGGUUGGUGCUGCAGUGAUAAUCUUCAUUCUUUCCUGCAUGCUGCUGAGCAGGGGGAGGCAAUCACCCAGCUGCGAAUCCCAGCCCCACAUCCUGGAGAAGACGGGGUCCACGAGCCAGAGCCUGGUGUUUGCCGAUCUGACACCCGAAGAGAUGGCGCAAGUGGUGCGGUACCUGCGGGGAAACCUCGGGGUGCCGCUGGUUGACGCCUCGCGUGCGAAGCCCUCCGACAACUGCAUCGCCUCCGUCGACGUGCAGGUUCCCCCCAAGGCAGAGGUGCUGCGGUUCCUGGAUGGUGGGGGGGCUCGCCCCCCGCGGGAGGCGCUGGCUGUGCUGUACUUUGGGAACCAGCCAGACCCCAACGUCACCGAGUACGUGGUGGGUCCGCUGCCGACGCCGGUGUAUCACCGGGAUGUCACGGUGCAGAAGUACGGGGGGAAGGUGCCGUACCACCGCAGACCAACGCUGGCUGUUGAAUACAAACAGAUUGGAGCAUUUUUAAAAAGUCAAGUGUUCCCCACAGCUCCAUCUUUCAUGCGUCAAGUAAUGGAGUAUGAUGGAGCCAGUCUAGCAGCCCUGACAGCUGCUCCCCGCGGAUUCCAGUCUGGAGAUCGGAUCACCUGGUUCGUUUUGUUUCAGAACGUGAGUGGGUUCUUUGUGCACCCGGUGGGGUUGGAAGUGCUGGUGGACCACAGCAGCCUGGACAUCGCCCGGUGGGCGGUGAGCAGGGUCUUCUACAACGGGCAGUACUACAGGGACAUGGUUCAGCUGGAGACCGCCUACGUGCAGGGUCGCAUCAGCGUGGAGAAGGACGGGCGGAGCUUUGCCUUUGGGAUGAGCGUGAACACGGGCCUGCGUCUGUUUGACAUCCGACACAAGGGGGAGAGGGUUGCCUAUGAAAUCAGCAUCCAAGAGGCGUUGUCAGUGUAUGGCUCCAACUGCCCUGGAGGGAUGUCCACGAGGUACAUGGAUGGCAGCUUUGGCAUCGGGCGCUCCCCCUCUCCCUUGGUGCGAGGGGUCGACUGUCCGUACUUGGCCACCUAUGUCGACACACACUCUUUGUCUGAGACCCUGAGCCGCAGCAAGAGAAAGGCUUCCCUCUGCAUCUUUGAGCAGAACCUGGGCUCCCCUCUGCGUCGCCACUACUCCAACUUGCAGUCACUCUAUUACGGUGGGCUGGUCAACUCUGCUCUCGUCGUUCGGUCCAUUACGACCGUGGGCAACCACGACUACGUGUGGGACUUCAUCUUCUACCAGAACGGGGCCAUCGAAGGCAAGGUCCAGGCCACGGGGUAUGCGAGCUCGUCCUUCCUCCAUGGGGAUGGUCUGAGAUACGGCAAUAGGGUUCGGGAGCACACGCUGGGUACGAUACGCACCCAUUCUGUCAACUACAAAGUGGACUUGGAUGUGGGAGGCGUGAAGAACUCUCUGGUGGCCCACGACAUGGCAUUUGAGAUGACGCGGGCUCCCUGGAGCCCGGAGCAGCAGAUAGAGCGGCCACGACUCACCAAGAAAGUCCUGGACACGGAGGACCAGGCUGCCUUCCGGCUCCAGUCGAAGAUGCCCAGAUACGUCUACUUCGCGGCCAACAGCAAAAACAAGUGGGGCCACCAGCGUGGUUACAGGAUCCAAACCACCAGUUUUGCGGGGGAACAUGUCCCCGAAGCCAGCUCCAUGGAGAGGGCCAUCAGCUGGGCAAGGUACCAGCUGGCCGUCACAAGGCGGAAGGAGGAGGAGCCCACCAGCACCAGCAUCUACAACCAGAAUGACCCCUGGACGCCCACCGUUGCCUUCGCCGACUUCAUCAACAACGAGACCAUCACCAACGAGGACCUGGUUGCCUGGAUAACCACUGGUUUCCUCCACAUCCCACACUCUGAGGAUAUUCCCAACACCGUGACGGUGGGAAACUCGGUUGGCUUUCUCCUGAGACCCUACAACUACUAUGACCUGGACCCCUCCAUAUACUCGCACGACGGCGUGUUUUUCACCAGCGAGCAGGACUUCACGGCAUGUGAAAUAAACCCUAUUGCGUGCCUGCCCAAAACUGCCUCUUGUUUGCCAAACUUCCCCCCAUUCACCUAUGACGGUUUCCAAAAUAUGAGCAGGCUUUAA
Messenger RNA from Charadrius vociferus (killdeer), 2142 nucleotides. Its product is annotated as membrane primary amine oxidase-like. Gene Ontology annotation, biological process: amine metabolic process. The record is from RefSeq and is a predicted model, not a curated record. Gene Ontology annotation, molecular function: primary methylamine oxidase activity; quinone binding; copper ion binding. The transcript is spliced from 5 exons. Gene Ontology annotation, cellular component: plasma membrane. Bases 1 to 2142 code for a protein of 713 amino acids. NCBI's taxonomy places the organism in Eukaryota, Metazoa, Chordata, Aves, Charadriiformes, Charadriidae.